Staurois parvus is the source of this 359-nucleotide messenger RNA. Lineage: Eukaryota; Metazoa; Chordata; Amphibia; Anura; Ranidae. The record is from the annotation of a GenBank genome assembly.
CACUGAUAGGCGACACUGACUGGCAGCACUGAUAGGUGGCACUGAUUGGCAGCACUGAUAGGUGGCGCUGACUGGGACUGAUGGGUGACACUGAAAGACAGCUCAGAUGGGCACUGAUAUGUGGCAUUGAUGUGGCACUGAUGGGCACUGGCAGGUGGCAUGAAUGAGCACUGACAGCUGGCACUGAUGGACACUGACAAGUGGCACUGCUGGGGCUACACAGAUCAUCAGGGUACGCUGAUCAUCAGUGCCCUGAUGAUCACUGUCAGCGUGACAGCUCGUGAGGAGAGAAAUGCUGAUAACCGGCAUUUCCCUGUUUACAUGAUUGGACACAGCUGAUCACAUGACCGAGUCGACAU